CAUCGGAGUCCUUUUGGUGGUGCACCGUUAAUGGCGACCAGCGGACGGUUGAAUCUGGAAGUUUCUGGAUAACUCGCAGUUUAUUGCAGCGCUGUUCGGAAGAAAAUAGUGUAUUUAAUACUGAUCGAAUAAUGGGGAGAAGCAGGAGCCGAACACCACCACGGCGAGAGAGACGCCGUUCACGCUCUUCCUCCAGAGAUCGCGAGCGGAGGCGCAGGGAGCGCGAGAGGUCCCGGUCGCGUGACAGAGACAGACGGAAGUCGCGCUCGCGCUCCCCCCACAGGCGCAGAUCCAGAUCUCCACGGCGACACCUCUCCUCCUCCCAGUCUCCAGUGCGGCAGAAGGACAGACGGGAGGAUGAAAAGAAGGAAGGGAAGGAAAAACCUGCAAAGGUCCAUCAAAUAUCAGCUGAGGACAUGCAGGGAAAGACAGAGGAGGAAAUAGAGAUGAUGAAACUGAUGGGGUUUGGAUCCUUUGAAAGCACAAAGGGUAAGAAGAAAGAGGGUUCUGCUAAUGCAUCCGCGAUCAAUGUGUCUCAGAAGAGAAAAUACAGGCAAUACAUGAACAGGAAAGGUGGUUUCAACAGACCUUUGGAUUUUAUUGCUUGAUCAUGGAAGUCGGGAGCCAAGUUUUAACGACUUUGACCGCUUUGUGUUCCUCUGUGAUGAAACGUAUAUAAUUUUUUUCCCUAAGUGUAUAUAAAUAUGUUCCAGCAAAUGUUCAUCUCUCUUGCUUUUCAGUUAAUGCCUGUCAUGUAAGUGUCAGUUUAGUUUGCAAUAGACGAACAUCAUAGCUUAUUUUAAAAGGAUUUUGAUAUUGUGGAUUCUUUGCAUUGAAUAUCUUUUGUGAAACCCUUGCAGUACUAAAUAAAUUGAUUUUUUUUUUUAUUAUUAUUAUUUGGUGGAUGUUUUUGUGCAUGAAAAGCUUUUUCUUUGUUGAUUCUUGUAAUUUAUGCAUUAUUUGGUAUUAAAAAAAAUAAAUGAAAAUUCACAUUA
Molecule: messenger RNA, 995 nt
Organism: Myxocyprinus asiaticus (Chinese sucker)
Lineage: Eukaryota; Metazoa; Chordata; Actinopteri; Cypriniformes; Catostomidae
Gene: snrnp27
Product: small nuclear ribonucleoprotein 27 (U4/U6.U5)
Exons: 6
Coding region: 132-608 (158 amino acids)
Biological process (GO): RNA splicing
Cellular component (GO): precatalytic spliceosome
Source: RefSeq, a predicted model, not a curated record